GCUUACCAGCACUAAAAUCGAAAGGCAAGCGCUUACCUACACUGUCGGAAUCACGAACAAUUUUUUUUUAUUAUGGCACUUGCGCGGCUCGCAAACAAUAUUCGCUGAAUAAAAUCAAUUGGAAGCCAUUGCGAGACGUCAAGGACUCUUCACGCUAAGGUUCCUGCUCGAGAGGACCGCUGUAACGGUAGCGAAAGUGCCGAAAUCCAAACAAUUUCCCCGGCCAUCACCCCCUCACCACCCCGCAAAACGAGUAGACGCCGCUCAAAACUACAUUUUGUGCAAAUAUCUAAGAUCUACACAGACCGCCAUCGAAUAUUAUGAAAUGGUUGAUCAAGAGCAUUGAUCUUCAGAACCAAACCGUAAUACCAUUUACCCAAGAGGAACUUGUUGCUUGAGGCUUGGUUGUAGGUCAGUGCGAAGAGGUGGCUGAUCCGGCGACGAAGAGUGCGCACCAGGCGGCGACCGGCGACGAUACAAUGCCCUCGGCCAUAAGUGGCGCCGCACAUGGCCAGGUCCACAUACCCAGCAACGAGGAAUGCGGCAUCAGGGACGUGUGGAAGCAUAACCUGGAGGAGGAGUUCCGCACGAUUCGCAAGGUGGUGCAGAAGUACCACUAUGUAGCCAUGGACACAGAGUUUCCGGGUGUGGUGGCUCGACCCGUGGGCGAAUUCCGCUCCACGGCGGACUACCAUUACCAGCUGUUGCGCUGCAAUGUAGACCUGUUGCGGAUCAUCCAAUUGGGCCUGACCUUCAUGGACGAUGAUGGCAAGACACCCCCCGGCUAUUCCACCUGGCAGUUUAACUUCAAGUUUAACCUGAGCGAGGACAUGUACGCACAGGACUCUAUCGAUCUUCUGCAGAACUCUGGCAUCCAGUUCAAGAAGCACGAGGAGGACGGCAUCGACCCCAUUGAGUUUGCCGAGCUGCUGAUGAGUUCCGGCAUCGUGCUGGUGGACAACAUUAAGUGGCUGUGCUUCCACUCCGGCUACGAUUUCGGCUACCUUCUGAAGCUGCUCACCGAUCAGAACCUGCCCGCCGAUGAAAGCGAGUUCUUCGAGCUGCUGCACAUCUACUUCCCGAACAUCUUCGACAUCAAGUAUCUGAUGAAGUCGUGCAAGACCCUGAAGGGCGGCCUGCAGGAGGUGGCCGAUCAGCUGGAACUGCGGCGCGUUGGCCCCCAGCAUCAGGCCGGCUCCGAUGCUUUGCUGACAGGCAUGGCGUUCUUCAAAAUGCGUGAGGUACAGCACACAAUUGAUUUGCACUUUGACCUUGAAGCGCCCGUUGUACUCUUUUCCUAUUUGCUUGAGCACACCAUGAACCUGAAGCCGACGGUCAGCCGGAUCGAUCUGCUGAGCCGUCCGGCGUACAUCGGUGGUUCGCCUCCCGAUGACGCUGCAAAGGUCAGCAGUGGCAACGGCACGGGCAACAAUAGCUCCUCCAGCGGCGACCUACUUACCUCGAGCUCCUUAGUGGUCACGCCUCCCGCAACUCCCGGCUUACCGGAUCGCAAUGACUCCUCGCUUGCCCAAUUGCUUUGCGUCUAUUCCGAUUCGCAGGCCAAGAAAAAACUGGAGUUUUAAAUAGCAGUGGUGUUGCCCUGCCCUUGCCACUACUAACAUAACUUGCCUCCGCCAAUCAUCAUCGUUGAUAUCAUCAAUUCAUUAGGUUAAGCUGGUUCAUGGUUGUCACAACUCACCCAUUUCCUUACAUAGCAUACAUAUGUAAAUAGUUAUUUAUACCAUGCAGUAUCUGCAGUGCCAUCGGGCAGUAAUUUGUGAAUUUAUGAAUGAAAUCCAUAACUUGAAGUGUUUUCUAGUUAGAUUGAAUCUGUUAAAACCAUGUGUAACAUGUCUUUUAGUUUUAAAGCUCGCGAAACGAAGUGAACUGAGAGAAUUGCUGGAUUUGAAUUGAAAAUUAAAUGAAUUGGAAUUAAU
This is a messenger RNA of Drosophila ficusphila, 1937 nucleotides long. Its product is annotated as CCR4-NOT transcription complex subunit 7. Gene Ontology annotation, molecular function: poly(A)-specific ribonuclease activity; nucleic acid binding. The record is from RefSeq and is a predicted model, not a curated record. Bases 480 to 1583 code for a protein of 367 amino acids. Lineage: Eukaryota; Metazoa; Arthropoda; Insecta; Diptera; Drosophilidae. The transcript has 4 exons. Gene Ontology annotation, cellular component: CCR4-NOT complex; CCR4-NOT core complex; P-body.